AAGAAACCGUGGACAAGAUACAGUAGAUCAUGCCAGGUAGCUAUGACGACAUCAAAUUUUGCUAAAAUCGUGCCUGUACGAGUACGAAAGAUUGACAAUGAUGAAGACCAUUCUGCUCCUGUUCCUCUUCGUCUCCCUUCUCAAGAGUCUCCACCCAGCAACCAGCAACCCAGCAACUAGCUAGCCCUGGACCCUGCACCGAAUGCGAAAGAUCCUGAAACAUCCUGCGUCUUCAUCAACAGAAUUCCUCCUUGCCUUCUUUUCACACGUAGCUGUUGUGCUGUUGUGGUGCGGACCAUGGGAUUUAUAACUGAAACAUCCACAGUAAAUCCCAAAGAUCGGUAAAACCUCCCUUCGGACAUUGAGAAGCAAUAACUAAUAGUUGAAGAUUCCAGACAUCUUCUGCUUGACUAACCGGUACUUGAACAGGUACCGGUACCGGUACUAGUACCACGCCUAAACUUCGACACCACGACACCUCAAUCUGCGUGGGAAUCUUUGGUCUGAUUGUUGCUACUAAAGAGGGCGUAAUAUCGAUAGGUGUUGCCAAGGUUGACUGCUGCGCUGAUAAAAGCAUCAUACUGCGAGAAUUCGAGAAUUCCCCCCCCUUCUCGUCUCCAUCCGCCCAACAAAACAACGAUGUUGCUCUUGUUGCUGUUGUUACCACUACUAAUCCAUGAGGCAAAGACCUUUGACUUUCCUCCUCGCAUCCAUUUGCGUGUGGGGUUCGUUCCGGAUGCUCCCUUUGUCAUGUACGAUGAGAAUGGCGGUACUAGUAGUAAGUACAGCGGCCUGCUAUACGACUUUUUGCAUCGACUACCCAUCUUUGCUGCCGCCGACGGUGUCGAGUUGGAAUUUGAGAUUGGUGAGACGCCCCACACGUUUACAGGUGCCUUCGACAUGGUCUCCAACGAUUGCAACAGCACCUCUUUGAACCAGGACGAGUUUGGGUGUGAUGAGCUGGAUCUGGUCGUGGCCACGACGGUGGCCAAUCCCAGUCGAGUCAUGAGGGCCCACCUCUCCCCUUCCAUUCUCAAGGCUGCCAUUUCCACCAUGAAGUACGUUCCAGCUUUGGAGGAUGAGGACAGUAGUGGUGGGCCUUUGGCGGAUGUCACCACACUAACCCAAGCCACGACAGCUAACGCUACGGUCUGCGUCAAGGAUGGAUCUUACACGGCGUUCAUCUUUCCAAAGGAGUUUCCACUCCUAAACUACCACCUCUGCCAGAAUGGUAUAGAUGGCUGUGUCGAGGAUCUCAAGGCGCAAGUUUGUGCUCUCUUUGUGGCACCUCAAUACGAGCUCAUGUACAAGGCUGCCUGGGAUGAAGACUCCCAAGGCAAGCUACAGGUAACUGGAGAACAGUACUUGGCACAGUUUGUCUCAUGGCCCAUGCGAGAAGACUUGCCACUCUUGGUGCGAAGAGGUGUGGAUCGGUGGAUCCUACAAGCGAUUGCCAACGCAACCAUGGAUGAAUUGUUCUCGCACUAUUUCCAAAAGGCACUCUGUCCUAUUGGGACUUCCGGGACCAAUUGUGAGUUGUUCUGCGAUCCCGAUCAUGGGCAGAGCAACAAUCAAGGCAUUUGUGUCUGUCACUCUACAAAGUGGACCGGGGAGGACUGCAGCAUCGAAGUCCCUGAAGACAAGAAUGCUAUCCCAGAAACCUUCCAGAACAUUGCCAUUUGUUUGAUGACCAUCAACGGAGUUGUCAUUGUAGGCUGUGCCAUUUGGCUCUACUAUUUUCGGAACACAGCUCAAGUGCGCUAUUCACAGCCUUUCUUUCUCCUCCUAGUGCUCUUCGGGUGCCUCGUCUCGAGUAGCACCAUUGCAGCUUUGAUGCAACAAGACCACAACACUACUCCCAAGUGCAUGGCUGGUGUAUGGCUGUACAGCGUCGGGUUCGCCAUUACAUUCGGUACUCUCAUGGCGAAGGUGCUUCGGGUAUACAUGUUGUUUGCCACGGGAACCCGAGACAAGAGGACACGUACCAACACAGAUUCACCACGCUUCAGUUUUGUCUCUUUUCAAGAUACGCUCUUGGUCAUUGGGAUGGUCCUCUCCAUUGAUAUUGCCAUCUUGCUGGCGUGGCAAUUCACUGAUCCACUAGCCUGGACGAGGACCAUCAUCAGGGCCGAUCAGUUUGGGGAGCCGCUCGAGAGUGAAGGUUACUGUACCUGUGACUCUUGGAAGUUGUUCGGUGGCUUGAUUGCUUCGUUUCAUAUCAUCUUGAUGGCCACAGCUUGCUAUCUGAGUUAUCUCUCCAGAGAGAUUCCUUCCCGAUUCAGUGUUUCCAGAAUGGUAUCCAUCGCCAUGGUGUCGAAUUUCCAAAUCUUUGUCGUGGGGGUACCCGUACUCGUUUUGUUGGGUACAGAUCCACAAGCAUCUUUCCUGUUGAGGAGUUUGAUGAUCUUCGUCAACGACCUGGGAGUAGUCUUGCUGAUCUUCGGAAACUUGGUUUAUAGUUUACACUUUGCCGACAAGGCAUCUCAAAGUGCAGCGAGCGUCAAGGAGGAGCUCGGCGUUGCUGUGCGACGAUUCAGCGCGGCCACCACGAGCUCUCCCUCGGUACGAAAUCGCUCGAACAACGGAUACUCUCCAUCUGCUUAUGCAAAGUCCUUGCAACGAAAGACUGCACAUCCAGACAAGCUCAAGGAACACGAGGAUGAGUCCCAAUACAGCGACGACGACCAACAUCCGGUGCCUCAACCUCCUCAAAUGUUGUCGGAUUCGCCAAACUCUCCGGCGACGAGUGCAGAAGAGCAGUCCCAGACAGCGUAUCCUGUCAUUGGCGUUCCUCGAAAUCUCGAAGAGCACACUUCAUCCGUUACAUUGGGCCAAUUCGAGGAGGCAGAGGCGGGACCAGAAGAAACGUCACCAUGGCACAGAGCAACACUUCCGUUCCACCGCUUUUUCACAGGGCAGGUGCAGUCUGCACCAAAAGCUGUCAAUCGACCUGUCAGUGAGAGCUCAAAGACUCCAAACAGCGCGACUAGGGAACCGACGCACGUAGUCAUCAAUGCCCACGUCGCUCCAACUCGAUCAAACCUGAUGUCGUCCAUCACACUCGGUGAUCUCGCGGAAGAAGAUGGCGAGGGAUCCACGCAGCCAGAGCUAGACGGCAAACCAUUGAACCGAACUGGACCAAGAUACCCUCUCUCUCGGUUCUUCACAGGGCCAGCGCAAGCUGCACCCAGAGCUCUCCAACGACCCGUUAGUGAGAUUAGUUCCGGACUAAACAGUUCCACCCGUGGUUUCUCACCUGGUUCCAGCCACGGUCCCGUCAUGCCACGGCGACAAGCCUCGGAACUCGAAGACAGUCGGGAGUUCUCAGUUCCCAAAGGUUUGAUCAUGCCUCUACGAAAGGUAUCCGAAGUGGAGUAUUUGCAACCUCCGAGCAAAGCUGCUGGUCUCACGAUGCCUCAAAGGACGAUAUCAGAAGUAGUUGUCGACAAUGAAGAGCAAGAAGCUUUGUCGCCAACGCAGGAUCAUUUGUCGUCUGUCGAAGAGGAUGGCGAAAGCGAGUGGAAUACUCCCGGGUCGCGGAGGCAUUCCAAUGUCAGACAGUCCGAGGGCGCCCCACAGAUGCCACCUAGACGGCCUUCCUUGUAAGGGGGAUUUUGAAUUGCUACUACAAGAGCAAAUUUGGUUUUGUGCAUGUCCAGAAAAAAUGCAUGUAUGUAGCGUACAGUAUCCAUUUCAACUUUGUAUAUUAUUGUGUCAAGCUCCCAAAUCGGCCUCCUACUAGAAUCUGAUUAGUCUUUGUCGGGAAUUCGUUGGCACCGAGAUCAAGGGAAGAUUCGUGUUAUGAUUGAAGCGCAUUCUCCCCUUCUCCCACCAGAAUACUUGUGAUUGCCGCCCCUAGCAAACAUGUAAAUUCAAAAAUUCGUCCUGACCACAGUGCACCCCCAACUUCUCAACGGCAUGAAUUUACUUCGCGAUCAAAAAGAGUUUUGUCUCAUUGAUCUGGUUGCUCCAGUGGACAGGUAUUGGUGAGCCAUUGCUCUUUCCUUUCAUCUGAGGGCCUGUAAUCUCAUCUCCUACUAGGCGGGAGCAUAGUUUCGUCUGGCGAAAUGGUUGUGCUUUUCUCAGACAAUGGCUCCUUGAGAGGCACUUGUUCCUCCCUCAAACCUUGCUGUAUUAAUGCCACCUGUUCUCCGACAGUCUUCACCAAACCACUUAGUGGAUAUGACGAUUUGCGUUCCUCAUGGUUGCUGCUGCUGUCCGACAGCUCCAUUGCAUUCGUGUUCAUUGCAUCAUGAUCGUUGUUGUUGGUGCUUGCUUCUUCAUCAUAAAACGACGGAGACCCUGAAAUGCGUUGGGCUGGAGUUGCCUUGUUUUUAUCAUCUUCGGGUAUUAUCUCAUGGCCAGACAAAACGGUCCCCUGAUGUCCUGGAUUUGUACAUGUGCUUUCGUUGUUUGGUUGAGAAUAAACAUUGAGAAACGACAAUUGCCGGAUCGAAGAGAGAAGAGUCGCGCGGGUGGAUUUUCGGGUACUAUCGCUGGUGGAGUUGUUUCCACUGGAUUGGACUGACUUUUGCAAAUGUGCUGUUUUGCGCGUGGUGGGUGCCGGUCUGCCAGAGAGCACCUGUCGAUACGCCCAGAACCAUGAUUGGUCCGGAUUGGCAUCUUUCCAUCGCAGUAGUCUCGGGCGUGUGUAUAUCAUGGCAUUCCAGAAUCCCUGCAGGGGAAAGAAAAUAUAAAUGACAAUCAGUGGCCAGGCAAUGUUGGGAUCGUCAUAGAGCCCAAAGAACGCUGAGAAAAAGCUGACGGCAAAGGCGGAUGUGUAGCAAAUGGCCUGAUUGCGGACCGCCUGUAUUCUCUUGAGUUGUGUUUCGGAUAUUGGAUUGUGGACAUUGCUGUUGUGACUGACAUUGCCGCGGAGUAGUUGCUGGCGUACCGUCAAGUAGACCCGUACAGUGGCCCAAAUUCCCGUCAAGGCGCCAAUCACCAUGGUGGCCAACUGGAACAACCCCAAAAUUCUUGUCGCCAGUCCACUUCGUUCACACUCAAUGUUCUCCUCUUCCAAACAAUUGCCUGGAAAGGGAUUUCCAAUGUCACAGAUUCCAACGUAGGGCAAUGGAUUGAUUCCCUGGACCGAUACUGCUACGAUUCCAAAGACAAGUGGCACCGAGAUCACCAACACAUGACAGUACGGUUCCAUGGCCUUUGAAAUUUGUUGUUCUUGCAGCCCGUGUUUGACCGUGAGCAAAAAGUAAAUACUCAGGGUGGCAUUGUAGAUUGUGGAUCCCAACCAUGCUUGAUAGAAAAAGCCGGCGGCAGUACAACUCUGGGCAUUUCCUACCGCAAAAAAGAGUCCAAUAUCGGAUCGAUUGGCAAAUGGCAUGGAUGCCGUGGCGGCGGUCAUGAUGAAGUCCAUAAUGCUCAAGCCCAUCACAAUGCGGUGGUAAAGCUGAUCCAGCUUGCGGUUGACAAUCACAAUGUAGAUGAUCGACAGAGAACCCAGAAUCGACAAGGAGCAAGAUGUCAGCGCCACUGCCACGCUCGCCGUAUAUUGAGACUUGGACAAGCCAAGAUACACAAACUCAUCGUCGUCGGCUGCGCUAGUAGUGGUCUCGUUGCUCAUUGUAGCUACUAGAGAGUGGGUAGACUACAAUACGAUACGAAAGCAUUCGCUGGCUUGUGAUGAGAGACCAAUAGCGUGAGGUUUCCUCCCAUGGUGACAACUAAUGUAUCUGGUACCGGUAAGUCCACUGGUACCAUCAAGAAGCUCAUCAAGACAAGAAGAGAUGCCGUCUCGGAGGCGCUAAAGCGCAUGGUUACUGGUACCACAUGUACCCUUACCGGUUAACGUCAAGGAUCAUUCAUUAACUCUUUGGUACAUGUACUUCCGUCGCGCUUUACAGCUAAAUGAAAGAAAAACUCGAGUUUUGGUUCAACAUCUCAACAGCUCAGCUGUCUAACAUUUGGACACAUGCUUUUUUUGGAAACUUGAAGAGAAGGAGAUGAUGCACCUCAUCAAAAACCACCUUCUGUCGCAAUACUAAAUGCAGUAGUCUAG
Seminavis robusta is the source of this 6016-nucleotide messenger RNA. Lineage: Eukaryota; Bacillariophyta; Bacillariophyceae; Naviculales; Naviculaceae. The record is from the annotation of a GenBank genome assembly.